AUGAAAAGAACAUGGACAAGGACCACGGGACUGCAGGUGGUGCAAAUUAAUUUGCACCACUGCGAAGCAGCCUCGGAGGACUUGAUGCUGUCCAUGGAAGAAGAGAAUAUAGACAUCGCCCUGAUACAAGAACCAUGGCUCGCAAGAGACAACAUUCAAGGACUCAGGGCGAAAGGAUAUGACCUGUUCUAUUCUCAAACAACAGGAACAGCCCAGCUCACAUCUGUAUACAUGCCGUAUGACCAAAAGGAAACUCCACCAGAAGCACUCCGAGAUCUAGUGAGGAAUAUCACAGACAAGAGCAGCCAGAUGGUGAUAGGAAGCGACACCAACGGACACCACGUCCAGUGGGGAAGCACGGACAUCAAUGAAAGAGGCAACGUGCCAACCCUUGCAAAUAGGAUAAAGGAGGAAGUAAUAGAUGUAACUCCUACCACAAUCUCGGACCUUAUCGCGAUUAAAAAUUGGAGGGUAUCCCUCAAAAACUCCUAUUCAGACCAUAGGAGAAUCCAUUUUGAAAUCAAUCGCGAUACCUCGGAAACUAGGACCUUUAGGAACCCAGAAAAGACAGAUUGGACGAAGUUCUCAGAGCUAGUGAAGGGAAAGCUAGGGACAUGGGCACAAACUCAGAUCUCGGCAAACCCAGCUCACGAAAACAUUGAGAACUCCGUUAAAUGGUUAGAGGAGGCGCUAGAGGGAGCCUUCCGAGAAGCAUGCCCCAUAAGAUACAGCCGCAAAAACAAAUACGAAAAUGGUAACGAUAGCUGGGAAAAGUACAAAACCAGUUUUAGAGAAUAUAAAGAAAAAAUUAGGUGCGCAAAGUGGGAAUCCAUAAAAAGUUUCAGCGAAUCCAUCAAGGACACACACGAGGCGUCUAGGUUCAGAAAGAUUCUCAAAAAGGACCCAACAGUUCUAAAGAGUAUCAGAAGACCGGACGACACGUGGACUGAAACCAGCGCAGAGACCCUUGAACUACUAAUGAACACCCACUUCCCAAGAUGCCACGAGGAGGAAUCUGAAUGCGUAAAAAUGCAACAAGAGACAGCCAACAUGGACAAAUGGGAGGUGCCGGAGAGAAUAGUUUCAAGGGAAAAAGUAACAUGGGCGGUCAAUACAUUCAACCCGUAUAAAUCGGCGGGAACGGACGCAGUAAUGCCAAUCAUGCUACAAAAAUCCUUAGACACGAUAAUCGAUCUAUUGGUAAAGAUUUACACUGAAUGUGUACUUCUAGGAUACUUACCAAGAAAAUGGAGAGAGAUGAGAGUGGCAUUUAUACCCAAAGCAGGAGUAGUAACAGGUCACUGUGCGGUCGGAGUCAAUGUCAAGAGAUGGGGAAAGACGAAAGACAACUUCUGUAGAGAAUGCUACGAAGAAGAAGAAACCAUAUCCCACCUGCUAUGUCAUUGCCCAGCCCUGGAAAGCAAAAGGCACAAUACGUUGGGCCACAGCUUCCUAGUGGAACUGGACGAGGCAGCAGGAAUGGAUAUUGGGAAGAUAACGAACUUUGCAAAAAGCUGGAAAUGCUUUCAGCAAAAGUAA
Nasonia vitripennis (jewel wasp) is the source of this 1539-nucleotide messenger RNA. RefSeq lists its product as uncharacterized. The transcript has 5 exons. The record is from RefSeq and is a predicted model, not a curated record. The coding region runs from base 1 to 1539 and encodes 512 amino acids. Lineage: Eukaryota; Metazoa; Arthropoda; Insecta; Hymenoptera; Pteromalidae.